Messenger RNA from Syzygium oleosum, 1392 nucleotides. Its product is annotated as LEAF RUST 10 DISEASE-RESISTANCE LOCUS RECEPTOR-LIKE PROTEIN KINASE-like 2.7. Bases 183 to 1253 code for a protein of 356 amino acids. The record is from RefSeq and is a predicted model, not a curated record. The transcript is spliced from 3 exons. Gene Ontology annotation, molecular function: polysaccharide binding. Lineage: Eukaryota; Viridiplantae; Streptophyta; Magnoliopsida; Myrtales; Myrtaceae.
GCUUUUGCCUUGGGCGCCUAAGUCUUGGUCUUCGGAUGAUUUAAGACAAAGAGGUUCUCAUUUUAGUGCAUCGGGGGUCAAGUCAUUCCCCAAAAGCAGCAUUGUUCUUAUCCCUCUGCAUCCUCUUCCUUUUUACAUGUACCCUCCUACCUUGUUUUGCUCCAAACACCAUCUCCCUUUGGAUGGAUCUUACCAUGUCGUGUUCCUCUCUCUCCUUGCUCUUCCUCAUCUCCCUCCAUAUUUACUUCCUGGUGCCAGCUUCCGGCUACUUCCAGCCGUUCCUAGAUUGCGAUCCUUUUCCUUGCGGAGAUCAACAAAUCAGCUAUCCUUUCUGGCAUAAAGAGCAAGAAAGUCACUGUGGGUAUCCAGGCUACGAGCUCGGCUGUGACAGGGAUAACCUGAUCCUGUCUAUGAUGUCCGAGGAAUAUCGUGUGAUCCGCAUGAAUUUGAGCACGCAGAUCCUUGAGGUGGCGAGGACGGAUUUAUGGGAAGAUAUAUGUCUUCAAACAUAUAAAGAUACCACUUUAGACUUGAAUCUCUUCAACUACACUUCCAAUGACCUCAAUUUCACCGUACUCUACUAUUGCGACUUGUGGAAGACGACUCCACCUUAUCAGUUUUCUUGCCCCGAGUCUCAAAAUGGCCACUUUUUUCUCAGUGUGGACCUUGCAAAGCUAAUACCCAAGCCAUGCAGUUCGCUUGUUCAUGUCCCGAUUUCAAGAAGCGCAGCUCGUGAUCUACCACCACCUUUCGCGGGAGGGGAUGAUGCUGAUGCCAUUAGUGAGGUCCUGAAGAAGGGCUUUGAGAUCACCUGGAAUGCCAACACAUCGCUGUGUGAAAAUUGCACCAAAUCGGGGGGAAGAUGCGGGUAUAAUAUAACAAGGCAAGAAUUCAAUUGUUUUUGCCCUGAUGGAGCCUAUUUUACGACCUGCGACGAACUGCCAAUACCGGAAAGCGUCUCUUCGGGGAAACCAGGCAUUUUGGGGACAAAAGCUAUCAUAGGAAUAGCUGCAAUGGGAACAGGAAUUGGGAUCGCCCUUAUUUUAAUGAUUUCCUUCAGGAAGAAACCAAUGAUCAGAAGAAUUAUGGCUUUGAUAAAGCAGAGGAGCGAAAAUUUCGAUGGCGAAAUGAAAAUCAGGGGACUUGUCUCUUCGAGAAGAUACACCUACAAAGACAUCAAGAGGAUGACCAACUCUUUCGAAGAAAAGUUAGGCCAGGGAGGCUAUGGUUGCGUGUACAAAGACAAGCUUUGAGAUGGUCAACUUGUGGCGGUGAAGUUUCUAAAGAAGCUAAAAGGCAAUGCUGAAGAAUUUUUCAAUGAAGUUGCAAGCAUAAGCACAACUUCUCAUGUCAAUGUUGUUAGCCUCCUGGGAUUCUGUUUUGAAGGAAGCA